Molecule: messenger RNA, 1154 nt
Organism: Formica exsecta
Lineage: Eukaryota; Metazoa; Arthropoda; Insecta; Hymenoptera; Formicidae
Product: graves disease carrier protein-like
Exons: 4
Biological process (GO): transmembrane transport
Cellular component (GO): mitochondrial inner membrane
Source: RefSeq, a predicted model, not a curated record
CCGACUUGACAAUGUUUUAUGACUUAAGUCUUGUCUUGAUUGACUGUAGUACAGUAUUGUGCGUUACUUCAAGACAAAGAUUUAAGUCAUAAAACAUUGUCAAGUCAGCUAUUCUGCUCAAGCCCUAACACUUGCCGGUUCUGUGUAACUUAUGAGUACUUGGGAAUGCGAUAAUUCCAAUUAGAAUUGUUGCCCGAUAAUCGAAAGUCCCAUGUAUGUACAUCUGAUUAAAAGAUUUUGGUGGAAUCAUCAGCCAUUUAUUUUCGCAAAAAAAGUUUUUCACUGUUGUGAGUUAAAAUUAUGUGGCAUAAUAUUUUCUCUCUGAUUAAGGAAGAUUCAUCAAUAUAAUAUACACCAAGAAAUUGAAAUUUUAUUAAAUAAAAAAAAAUAGAAUAGAAUAGAAAAUUGAAAAAACUGUAUGAUACUGCAACUCCUGCAAUAGAGAACGGCAAUUCGACAAAAAAAAGAAGAUAAGAUAUAAAAUAUUUAUUCCUUUCACUCCAUGACAUAGCUUGGAAAUUCUGCAUUUUUUUCAUAUGGGUGGGAACAUCAUUCAAGGUCUGUGAUGGUCAGUGACCAUUCCCGAUUAUCAUCAUCGAUUGAGUGAACAGGUUGCCCUUCAUCGCGAGCAAUCUCUCGUGUUUUUCUCACAUGAUUUGCAUCUGCGAUUUAUGUCUGCAAGCCGAUUUACAUAGCAUCAUUCAGCAAUCAUGGACCAAUCUGAGAAGAAAGCCAAGAAUUUUGAAAUCAUCGUGAAAAAUCUUAUAGCCGGCGGUGUAGCUGGUAUGUGCUCAAAAACAACUGUAGCACCUUUAGACAGAAUAAAAAUUUUAUUACAAGCACAGCACGAAUAUUAUAAACAUUUAGGUGUUUUCUCAGGAUUAAAGGAAAUUGUUCAACAUGAAAAUUUCCUUGCUUUAUAUAGAGGCAAUCUCGUUCAAAUGAUUAGGGCUGUGCCUUAUGCAGCAAUACAAUUUACAGCAUUUGAACAGUAUAAAAAGCGUUUAGGAAAAUUAUUCAAACAUGGUUCACAUAUAGAUGGGUUCUUAGCCGGAGCUGCCGGAGGUGUCACAGCAGCUGCAAUUACAUAUCCACUUGAUACCAUCAGAGCAAGAUUAGCCUUUCAAGUUACCAGCAAUACACUUUAUUCUGGA